Talaromyces marneffei is the source of this 1659-nucleotide messenger RNA. RefSeq lists its product as uncharacterized. Lineage: Eukaryota; Fungi; Ascomycota; Eurotiomycetes; Eurotiales; Trichocomaceae. The transcript is spliced from 3 exons. The record is from RefSeq and is a predicted model, not a curated record. Gene Ontology annotation, molecular function: 3',5'-cyclic-GMP phosphodiesterase activity; 3',5'-cyclic-AMP phosphodiesterase activity. Gene Ontology annotation, biological process: negative regulation of glucose mediated signaling pathway; cAMP catabolic process; cGMP catabolic process. The coding region runs from base 1 to 1659 and encodes 552 amino acids.
AUGGAUGAUCCGGCUUUUCAGGUUAUUGUUCUGGGUCCAACUGGAGGUCCAAAAGAGGACGCUGUCACAGGACUUUUGGUCCGGUCAACUUCGACAAGUUGGUCCAAAAGCUCAGUCGUUGCAGUAGAUGCAGGAACUCUUCUGGCUGGCAUUGUUCGGAUUCUAGACCAAACCCUCACCACCGAUGAAGAGGGUAGAGCAGCCGUGAACGAUGGGCCGUUCGUAGGAUUGCAACCUCCUCAUAAGUCGUCACACGCAAAUGCUGCUUACAUCUUUCGCGAGGUGAUUGCCUCGGUGCUGAUCACGCAUCCGCAUCUAGAUCAUCUCUCUGGAUUGGCUAUAAACACCCCAAUUGUUGAGGCAAGUAACGGUCCAAAGACAGUCGCAGGUCUUCCAUCUGCAAUUUCUGCAAUGAAACAUCACAUGUUUAAUGAUAUAAUUUGGCCGAAUUUGUCUGAUGAAGAUGGUGGUGCUGGCUUGAUCACUUACCAGAGACUUGUUGAAGGUGGGAACCCACGUUUUGGACGGGGAGAGAGCCGGGGUUAUGUGCGCGCAUGCGAGGGUCUUGUUACUAAAUGUCUCAGUGUGAGCCAUGGUCGGUGUAAGCAGCGGUAUGAUGCAGAGUCUGGAAGACAUCACCGGAUAGGCAGUGCUGUAUUCGCUCCCGAUCAGAUGGUAAUGUCUACUGCUCGAAAGUUGUCAAUUGAUCAAUCUGAUGGAGCCAUGUAUUCGCCAGCGCGUUCCCCACACUUCGCUCCAGGUCUGGGAGCUACCCCCUCCAAAGACACCACCAACUGGGGCGUCGUAGAAAGCUCGGCAUUCUUUAUCCGAGACGACAAAACCGGCAAGGAAAUCAUCAUCUUUGGCGACAUUGAGCCAGACUCGGUAUCUUUGGAACCUCGCAACAAGCGAGUAUGGGAAAUUGCCGCUCCGAAAAUAGUAACUGGUUCACUACGGGCAAUCUUCAUCGAGUGCUCAUACAACGAUGCUAUCGACGACGAGACUCUUUACGGCCAUUUAUGCCCUCGACACUUAAUUGCAGAGUUGAAAGUCCUCGCAAGUAAAGUCGAAGAAGCGAGACCCGAUCAAUCCCAACAAGAGGGUCAAAGACGAAGAGGUAGAUCGAGUAAACGCAAAAGGAAAGAUUCCGACACUGCAGAUUAUGCGCGCGAACAGCCAGUGAGUCCCCACUCAACACACCAAGUUACGACCCAUCUCGCAAAACCGAGAGAUACUGGUGACGUGAAUGAUAAAUCGCCCAUGUCAGGCGGUCGAACAAGUGUAUCAACACAAACACCCGAUGGAGGUAAAAAUGAUUAUUUUGGCAAUGAUAUCGACGAUGCCCCAAUAACAGACCGAUCACAAUCGCGACGGUCAAAUGCUCAGAAACAUCCCACCAUUGGCAUUGACGGAGAACCAGAAGAUGAACUCGAGCGCGACGGGGGCUUCUCAAGGCCUAGCGUGCAAUGGACAGACUCAGAAACUGGACCACCGCCUUUAGUAGGUUUCAAAGUUUUCAUUAUUCACAUCAAAGAUACCCUAACCGAUGGCCCGCAUCCGAGUGAGCGAAUACUAGAGGAGUUGCGCACACAAAGUGAUGAGGCUGGGUUAGGUUGUGAGUUUCAUGUACCAUUUCAAGGGGAGGGUAUUUUCAUUUAA